UUUGGGGUUAAUGCUACUGGUGGUUGUUGGUAGAGCUGGUCGAGCAUUAAAUCAAAUCUAUUUUGGCCUCUGCUUUAUUUUGCUAAUAAGCCCUAAUUCUCAAAAUCGAACUCCAAUUUCUAUUUCAACUAAUUCCACCAAUUCUUCUCCAUUGAAGGCGCAGCUGCGAUUAGCCAUUAUCGAGCAGUGUGCACUUGCAAGGGGCAUAAUCUAGGAACGUGGUUGUAUUAUCCCCUAAAAAGAAGAGGAUUUUGAUGGUUUGGUAUAAACAAGCCGAACUCCAGCUUCUUCUCCGGUCCGCUUGAUUCAUUUAUACUACAGCCCUAGCAACGGAUGCCGGGCAUACCUCUCGUGGCUCGUGAAACUGCGAAUUGUGUUUGCAAUUGCAGUUACUCCCAAGGUGCGGACCAUAUGUGUCGUCAAGAUCCCCGUGCGCAUUUGUCUCCAGAAGAGCAAAUUGCAGCUGAGGAAAGCCUCUCAAUUUACUGCAAGCCCGUUGAAUUGUACAACAUUCUUCAGCGCCGUGCUGCUAGAAACCCAUCCUUUCUUCAGAGAUGUUUACGGUACAAAAUACAAGCAAAACACAAGAAAAGGAUUCAAAUGACAAUCUCCCUACCGUCAACUGUAAAUGAUGAAUCUCAAAUUCGAAGUCUAUUACCUUUGUGUAUAAUGUUGGCAAGGCCCGUUUAUAGUCCUGCAGUUGUAGAGGAUUCUGCAGUUUAUCGAUUCAGGCGAGAGUGUAUAUUGACUAAAUGUACUGAAGAUGAUGCAAUGAACCAAGAUGAAGCAAAUUUCAUUCUUCCCGAGAUUAAUAAACUAUUAGCUGAAGUCAAAUCUGGCUCUCUUACAAUUUUGUUAGUUAGCUGUGCUGAAUUGUUUAAGGAGCACACAGAUGGACCAUCGUUUCCAGCUAAUGUUGGAGGUCACUGUUUCCUGGGUAAGAUUCCAAUGGAAUUGCUUCACUUGAGUAGUGGGGGGAGAGCUGAGAUGUUGUUGCCUGUUGACUUGCAUUCCUGCCUCCUGAAGACGGGCUGUUUUGGAGAAGAUAAAUGCCUUUCAUUUCACAGUCCCCAUGCUGGAGCUAUGGAUUUGUCUCAACAACUGCAAGUCCGUGUUGCAGCAGAAGAAAUUGGGCUCAAGCAGAGAUCUCCUUAUGAUUCAUUCUCAUAUUAUGACGUUCCCUCCUCCACUUUGCCUCAGAUUAUAAGGUUGAGGACUGGAAAUGUUGUUUUCAACUACAGAUACUAUAAUAACAAGUUGCAGAGGACUGAAGUAACGGAGGACUUUACAUGCCCUUUCUGCUUGGUCAAAUGUGCAAGCUUUAAGGGUCUCAGAUUUCACCUGCCCGCCUGCCAUGACCUCUUCAACUUUGAAUUUUGGGUUGGUAAACUUAAUGUAACAGAGGAAUUUCAAGCUGUCAAUAUAUCUGUAAAGACCGAUACAUGGAGAUCUGAGAAUGUUGCAGCUGGUGUUGAUCCUAAGCAACAAACAUUUUUCCUUUGUUCAAAGGCACCACGGCGCAGAAAAACGAAGAGCCCAACGCAGAAUCCGAAGUUUGUGCAUCCUCUUGUCUUAGAUUCAGAAAUGCCGGGAUCAAUCAUUGAGCUUAGAGAAAAGACUGUUGUUGGUGUAGAAGAGAGUGCAGACCGUGAUGCAUCCAGUCCCAGAGCUUCAUCUGCCACUGCUCAUUCAUAUGCAGACCCUGAAUGUGUCCAGUCAUUACCUGGAAACAUUGCGCAUCCAGCAUUACUACAGUUUGCAAAGACAAGGAAAUUAUCUGUCGAACGCUCUGAUCCUAGAAAUCGUGCACUCUUGCAGAAGCGGCAGUUCUUUCACUCUCAUAGAGCUCAACCCAUGGCCAUGGAGCAAGUCUUAUCAGAUCGGGACAGUGAGGAUGAAGUUGAUGAUGAUGUUGCAGAUCUUGAAGACCGAAGGAUGCUGGAUGACUUUGUGGAUGUCACAAAAGAUGAGAAGCGGUUGAUGCAUCUUUGGAACUCUUUUGUCAGGAAGCAAAGAGUAUUGGCGGAUGGUCAUAUUCCUUGGGCGUGUGAGGCUUUCUCCAAACUGCACAAGCAGGAUCUUGUUCAGAUACCAGCACUACUUUGGUGCUGGAGAUUAUUUAUGAUCAAACUCUGGAAUCAUGGUCUUCUUGAUGCUCGUACUAUGAACAGUUGUAAUAUAAUCCUCGAGCAACCACUAGAGGCAGACAUGGACCAAGGCCCAGACACAUGAUAUACGCAGUGACAGUGUUGCUGCUGCGUCUCGAACAAGUGUCUUCCUUAUCUUUAGACCGGAGAAGUAUUAUGCAAAUUUCAGUUGUUAUCCAUCUCCUUUUCUCUCAACAGAUAUCCCUGAAUUUCACUUGGUUACUGGGGACCAAUUGUUCUUUCUCAAUCCUAAUUUUUGAAGUGUUAUUGAAUUAUUUAUCUAAAAUGUAAAGACUGUUGGUACUUGGUAGUUUCUUCUAUGUAUGACAUCUCUGACCAUCCAAACUUGGAUUGUAGUCCAUGAUAAAUUCAUCAUAUGGCUUUGUUUUGCAUCCA
Molecule: messenger RNA, 2543 nt
Organism: Salvia hispanica
Lineage: Eukaryota; Viridiplantae; Streptophyta; Magnoliopsida; Lamiales; Lamiaceae
Product: polycomb group protein EMBRYONIC FLOWER 2-like
Cellular component (GO): nucleus
Molecular function (GO): chromatin DNA binding
Source: RefSeq, a predicted model, not a curated record